Messenger RNA from Morchella importuna, 495 nucleotides. RefSeq lists its product as uncharacterized. The coding region runs from base 1 to 495 and encodes 164 amino acids. The record is from RefSeq and is a predicted model, not a curated record. The transcript has 2 exons. Lineage: Eukaryota; Fungi; Ascomycota; Pezizomycetes; Pezizales; Morchellaceae.
AUGGGUGUAGUUAAGGAAAAGUCGGAUAGUCGACUUCUUCUCCUUCCUCGUGCUUCUGCUUCUGCUUCUGCUUCUCUUCCCAAAUCGGGGCCUAGAAGCCUUUCUUCUCUUCUUCGGUUGCUCUUCGGCUUUUUUUUAAAUCCAUGGUUGUUGUUGAUGUUGAUGGAUGGAAGAGGAAGAGUGGAUGGGUGGAUGGAGCCGGUUCAUCGUUCCCCGCCUGCCUACUGCAGACAGACAGACACACCCAUAUCUGUGCUGGCCGUCGGUGGUCAGUCACGUUUCGAUAGCAACGGCCCUGCCUGCGUCUCGCGUCUGGCUGGUCAGGUUGCCAAGCAUCGAGGACUGGUUCCUGCACAUGAUCUCCAAUCAGAUGUUUUUGGUGUGGUCUGGCGCCUAACCCCCAUGGGCCGUAACCCAUCAUCACUGCCUGCCACUAAUAAGCCAUCGGGUCAGCAAGCCUCACCUCACCUCGAAUCAUUCUCACAGGGAGGGUAA